Messenger RNA from Cygnus atratus (black swan), 1732 nucleotides. It is a transcript of the gene SSR1, whose product is annotated as signal sequence receptor subunit 1. Lineage: Eukaryota; Metazoa; Chordata; Aves; Anseriformes; Anatidae. Gene Ontology annotation, cellular component: endoplasmic reticulum; endoplasmic reticulum membrane. The record is from RefSeq and is a predicted model, not a curated record. The transcript has 8 exons. The coding region runs from base 154 to 1023 and encodes 289 amino acids.
GCUCCUCCCCGGCAGCGCCACGUCCGCUGCGGCGCGGGGCGGGGCCGGAUGGCGGAGGCCGCCAUUUAGAGGGGAGGAGGGCGGGAGGCAGGCAGGCAGGCACGGAGGGAGGGUGGGUGGGUGGAAGGCGCUGCGCCGCAGGCAGCUGCCACCAUGGGCAGCGUGAGGCGGCUCCUGCUGCUGCUGCUCCUCCUCGUCCUGCCCGCCGCCAUGCCGCCCGCCGGCGGCCGCACAGGUUCAGGUUUAUUAGUUGCAGCUCAAGAUGCUACAGAAGAUGAGGAAGCUGUGGAAGAUACUGUAGUUGAAGAUGAAGAUGAUGAAGCUGAAGUUGAAGAAGAUGAGCCUACAGACUUGACAGAAGAAAAAGAGGAAGAAGACUUGUCAGGAGAACCUAAAGCCUCACCUAGUGCUGAUACAACCAUAUUAUUUGUGAAAGGUGAAGAUUUUCCAGCAAACAACAUUGUAAAAUUCUUGGUAGGCUUCACCAAUAAAGGUACAGAAGACUUCAUUGUCGAGUCUCUUGAUGCUUCUUUCCGGUAUCCUCAAGACUACCAGUUCUAUAUCCAGAACUUCACAGCUCUCCCUCUGAAUACGGUAGUUCCACCACAGAGACAAGCCACGUUUGAGUACUCUUUCAUCCCUGCUGAGCCUAUGGGUGGUCGUCCUUUUGGACUAGUUAUCAAUCUCAACUACAGAGAUGUAAACGGCAACGUGUUUCAAGAUGCUGUCUUCAAUCAGACAGUUACAAUUAUUGAAAAAGAAGAUGGACUGGAUGGAGAAACGAUCUUCAUGUACAUGUUCCUUGCUGGACUUGGUCUACUUGUUAUCGUUGGCCUACAUCAGUUACUAGAAUCUAGGAAGAGGAAAAGACCAGUACAGAAAGUAGAGAUGGGAACAUCAAAUCAGAAUGAUGUUGAUAUGAGCUGGAUUCCCCAAGAAACUUUAAAUCAAAUAAAUAAAGCUUCACCAAGGAGGUUGCCCCGCAAGAGGGCACAAAAGAGAUCAGUGGGCUCUGAUGAGUAAAUGUUAACUAGUACAACAGUUGAACGUUUACUAAUCCUGCUUGUUCGGGAUUUUUGGAUUGGAGUAAUGCAAAGAAUCCAUAUCACCAUAAGGAAAAUACUGCUAAACAUUUGGACUGAACAGAUUAACUGAAUGGUGUUAAUAUUACUGAAAAUGCACUUCUCUUUUUUGUCAAAUAAUUGUUGGGGUGGGUGGGGGAAGCCAUUAAGAUUUGUGCCUGUGUGUGUAAGCAGUUGGUCUUAACAGAAUCAUGUUACCUGAAAUGUGCCUUUAGAAUCCUUUUUAAUGCUGGUUUGUCAUCUGUAUACUUCAAAGGGUUUUUCCCCUCCCCCUAAUAUGAAUGUCUCAUGACUUAAUCUGUCUUGAUUGUAUCUUGUCUGUAUUGGAAUCUGUAUGCAUUUUUCUUCCCAGUAAGUAACUUUAUUCUCUGCAGUGCACAUACACUGAAGUUUAUGUGCACAGUCCUAUCUCAGCAGUGAGGCACUCAUCGUCUGGAUUUCUGCAUUUGUUUAGCAUUCUAAAGGCACAAUUGGGUAUAGCUGCUUGUAGUGGUAGAUAUCUUGCUGCUGUUUUGAUCUGGGCAUGCAGUGACCUAAAAACAAACUUAUCUGCAUAAAUGUUAAGAGGGCUCUUACACAGCAGCAGAACUUGUGAAGCAUGGAAUUUGUGUGCUGAAUUGGUAUUAGUACAUAAAUUUUUUUAUACCUGA